Messenger RNA from Spodoptera exigua (beet armyworm), 1591 nucleotides. NCBI's taxonomy places the organism in Eukaryota, Metazoa, Arthropoda, Insecta, Lepidoptera, Noctuidae. The record is from the annotation of a GenBank genome assembly.
CUUCUGUGACCUGGCUUCCAUCGACACAAUGCUAACUGACAUGCUGGCGGUAGUGAAAUCGUUUAUCGGCGCGAUGCGCAGCAGUUUCUACAUAAUCGACAAGGACCACAUCAGUGAGAUGAUGCAGGCAGACAUGUGGGACGACGGCUGGUCCAGCGACAGGAACACCAUGCCGAAGAAGAAGCUCAAAGUGAAUUUAAGUCUAGAACAAACUCCGGCGGGUUACGUGGCCCGCACUGGCGAGUCUCUGAACGUCAGGGAUGCCUACAAGGACCCUCGGUUUGCCAAGGAAAUAGAGCCCACCACGGGCACCGUCGUGAGAUCCUGUCUCGUAUCUCCUAUUACGGACAAAAAUGGAGUUAUUGCUUUUUUGGUGAAAGGACAAUCAUCAAAUGACUUUUCGCCCAUGGCCCAGGGCGUGGUCCAGCUAACCAACAAGACGACAGCGCAGCCGUUUGACGCGGACGACGAGAAAGUGUUCGCAGUGUUCGUCAGCUACUGCUCCCUCAUCGUGCACUUCUACAACAUGCAGCAGAAGAAGAUAUUCCAUGAUAACUUGAACCAUGUGUUCUGUGAGCUGAUGAGCCUCCACAUGAAGCCCUGUCGUCACGACAUGGACGACCUCCUAGAGUCCAGCGGCGUCAUCAUGCCGCCCAUCAAUUUUAAGAGUUUCGACUACCACAUAAGCGACAGCAGUAAGGAAGACAUGCCAGGUCUCCUCUGUAUAAUGUUCACCGAGACGUUCACAAAUCGGAACUUCGACCGUCUAGCUGUAGCGGACUUCCUUCUGUCAACGCUCUGCAGCUACCGGCAGAACCCGUACCACAACGCUGAACACGCCUUCUGUAGGUACAUGAUUCCAAUCAACCAAUAUCUCCCAAUGUGUCCUCCCCAGACAGCGGCUCUGAUGCUGGCGGGGCUGUGCCACGACCUGGACCACCCUGGGUACAACAACAACUUCCUGACGCUGUGCAAGCAUCCACUCGCCAGCAUGUACCGCACGUCUAUGCUUGAGAACCACCACUACUUCCUCGCCAAGAAGAUCAUUGAGGACAAGAAGAUUCUAAGUAGACUGCCUAUAAGUGACCAGCAGCGUAUUCUGGAGGAGAUAAAGUACAACAUCCUCUGCACGGACCUGGCCGUCUACUUCCAGAUCAGGGCACAGCUCACGCCGUUACUGGCGGAGCGGGUCUUUGACUGGACAGAAAAUUCACAUCGACGGAUGCUUAAGGGCAUUCUUAUGACAACGAGUGAUCUGUCAGGAUGCUGCAAACCAUUCGGUAUAGCGAAGGCGAUAGCGGAGUCCGUGUAUGAAGAGUUUUAUGCACAGGGUGACCGCGAGCGCGCAAUGGGCUACACCCCUCUCAGCAUGAUGGACCGCCGCCGCAGCAUCAACCAGCCCGCGGAACAAAUCCAGUUCCUCUCCGUCGUUGUGUUGCCCUGUCUGCUUAUGCUGCAGAACGUGUUCCCUAACACCAGCCCGCUUACUGACAACUGCAGGAAAACCCAAGAAGCAUGGCACGAAGAGAUAGAAAUCCGCGGCCAUAAGCUGUGGCGGCAACAAGAGUCAUUGCCUGACGAUUAUUUUUAA